Messenger RNA from Aspergillus alliaceus, 1897 nucleotides. Its product is annotated as aminotransferase class I/II-fold pyridoxal phosphate-dependent enzyme. Bases 193 to 1437 code for a protein of 414 amino acids. Gene Ontology annotation, biological process: biosynthetic process. Lineage: Eukaryota; Fungi; Ascomycota; Eurotiomycetes; Eurotiales; Aspergillaceae. The transcript has 3 exons. Gene Ontology annotation, molecular function: pyridoxal phosphate binding; transferase activity. The record is from RefSeq and is a predicted model, not a curated record.
UUUCAUUCUGAAAAUCCCGGGAUCCACGCAUCCCCCGGUGUGAAAGAUGACAAUGCCCGCUAUCCCCUCAACCCAGAGGGAAGGGCACCAUGCCUAUAAUAGUAGCCUGUGCCGUGCGCUUUUCUCUCUUUGGCGUGGGAAGUCAUUUCAUUGUAUAUCGUUUGACAGACUCGUCAUUCAGUAUUAGUCACGAUGAAGGUUUCCCCUCCAAAGUCCCUGCGUGACUCACUGCGUCAAGCCUUACGCCGAAGAGAGCUGAAAUCUGCUCGUCGAAGGCUCACAGUGCUCCCUCAGAGCUCGGUGGACUUCUCGUCUAACGACUUCUUGUCGCUAUCGACAUCCCCCGUAUAUCGUGCUCGGUUAAUAGACCAUCUUCAACAGGCACCGUCCUUCUACCCAUUUGCCAGUGGGGGCUCCCGGCUCCUAGAUGGCAAUUCAGCCUAUGCUGAGGAGCUUGAGAGCUUCAUUGCCGAUUUCCAUGCUGCCCCCAGCGGCCUGCUGUUCAAUUCGGGCUUCGACGCCAAUGUUGGGGUCUUAUCGUGCAUCCCUCAGCCGGGUGAUCUGAUCGUGCAUGACGAGCUCAUCCACGCGAGUGCCCGGGAAGGCAUGCGGUUGUCACGAGCGGGCAAACGGGUCCAGUUCGCUCACAGCUCACCUUUGGGCCUGGAAGAAGUACUACAAGCAGAGGUCGAUGCGGACCCAUUCAUACAAAACGGCUCACGGAAUGUCUUCAUCGUGGUUGAAUCCGUCUAUAGCAUGGAUGGAGACAUUGCCCCCAUCCGGGAAUUCAUCGAAGUGGUAGAUCGACUUCUUCCGCGGGGUAACGGCUAUUUUAUCGUGGACGAAGCGCAUGCUACGGGAACAUUCGGUCCCCGUGGGGCGGGUGUUGUGCAGGAACUAGGGCUAGAGGAGCGGAUAUUUAUCCGGGUACAUACAUUUGGUAAAGCGCUAGCGAGCCAUGGAGCAAUCGUAUUAUGCUGUUCCGAUACUCGAGAUUAUCUGAUCAACUACGCCCGCAGCUUGAUCUACACCACGGCACUGGGAUUCCCAUUCCUGGCGUCGAUCCGCACGGCAUAUGAAUUGCUGUCCGAGGGUGUUACAGAGCCUCUGCAAGAAAAACUUCAACAGUUGAUUCUGUACCUCCGGACACGCCUUGGAGACCUUGGUUCGUGGGACCCUGUUGUCUUCGAAGUAGACCAUUUCCCGAGAUCCCCCAUCUUUUCCUUGCGCAGCCCCAUGCCUCGCCAGCUGGCGGCGCAAUGUCAACAAGAAGGGUUCACUGUACGUGCAAUUAUGGCACCCACCGUCCCCGCAGGAAAGGAGCGGGUGCGAGUGUGCCUGCACACGGGGAAUACGAUGGAGGAGAUCGACGGGUUUGUCGACACCAUCCAGUACUGGCUAAACAAAGUGACGGACAAGAAGACCGCGCGGCUUUGAGCGGUACUGUUAUCCAUUUGUUUCCAUGUCCUGAUGGCGAUUCCGAAUUUAACCACAACAAGUUGUAUAUUGUAUAUAGUUGACAGUACAACAAGAGAUACCGAAAGACCGCACAAAGCAAAAAUAAAGACAAAAAAAGCCCCUCAUACUGUUUCAAAAUAUCAAAAACUUCAGACAAGUCGGACAAGUAGGAGGACCUUGCCAAUCGCCCAAAAGCCACUGACCAAUACACUCCCGAUGAUAAUUCGUCGCACAAUAACUCUGACACCAGACCAAAAACCCCCGGAUCAUCACAUCUACUCUUAGAAAGCCCUCUCUCGUCCGCAGUAUAUUUGAGAGCCCACGCACCAGACACCUCAACCCGAAACGGAAGCAAACAAACCCCACACUCCCCCUCGAUAAUUUUCGGCGAGACUAUCCAUCCAGCAACAUCAUUCCAUGCCUGACCAGCCAGCUCCGA